AUGGAAGUGAAUGAAUUUGUAAGAAUUCAGAUUGACGAGCCAGUAGAUCCGUUAUCAUCACCUGCAUGGUUUGCGGUGGUGCAUUUGGCUGCACUGGAAAUGAUCCAGAUCCUGCUCCCAAGCAGUUCAGCCUCGAACACAUCGUCCUCAUCGGCCAGCGGUGAGCACCGCAACACAAACCGUUACGAUGGCUACGCACAUUCCAGUGCACACGAUCUGAACUGCAUUAAUCACACAGUAUCUUCCGGAAGUUCCGGUUCCUCAUCGCACUAUUCAGGAAGUAACAGCGCUUUUUGGAUUCGACAGCCCAGGUUUAAUCCUAUAAUUUUUAUAUUAGGGAAGACAAAAUAA
Molecule: messenger RNA, 351 nt
Organism: Gongylonema pulchrum
Lineage: Eukaryota; Metazoa; Nematoda; Chromadorea; Rhabditida; Gongylonematidae
Source: the annotation of a GenBank genome assembly